GUGUCAAAGAUUCCAGCUGUCCGCCACAUCGCGCCCGUUGUUCCCUUCGCCAAACGGUUCCCCCGUGCUGUUCGUGUGGGAAGCAACGUUUUUCUCUCUGCAAGUGUGAACGCAGCUUUCGGCAAGGAGUCCCCGCCAUGCUGCCCACCACCAACAACCGCGGCUGCUGCGUCCGCAGUCGCUUUCUCCCCAAGGCCGCCCGCCCCCCGACGGACGCCGCCGCCUUUGCGGCGGGCCCUCCGCAGCUGGCGCAGCGCGGUGUGGAAGUGCUGCGGGCGUCGAUGUGCCUGACGUUAGACGAACUCUACUCGGAGAUGGAGUUCGCGCUGCAGGAGGACGGAGGGCGGUGCCCGUGGCCGCUGAUCCGCCUGCUGGCUGCCAACGCGCCCUUCCUGGCGGUGUCGCAGCGUGGCUGCCCCGUAUUCAUACGCGUUUACAAACGCGUAGAUGCGGAGCGGAAGGAAGUGCUGGUGAGCCACCUGCUGCCCCAGUUCGCCGCCCUCGCAAAAGACAGCUAUGCAAACUACAUGGUGCAGUGCGCCAUCGAGCACACGGACCGCACCACCGCCGCUCAGUACGUUGUGCAGUUCUUCGCAGGGCACCUCCUGCAAAUGAGCUGUGAUAGAUUCGCAAGCAACGUGGUGGAGAAGGUGGUGCGCGUCUGCGGCGGUGUGCCGGCGGUGCGGCGCCUGGUCCUGGACGAGCUGGUGUACAACCCAGCUGCGUUGAAGGAGUUGGUGUCGGACGGCUACGGCAACUUCGUCGUGCAGUCCGUCGUGUCCACGGUGGCCGGCCUCUCGGAGCUGGGCAUCGUGGCGCGGGUCUUCGAGUUGCCCGGGGUAGACUUGUCUUUCGCCACCAACAUCUUGGCGAAGGUGAACAUGCGCCGGCGAGACGUGACGGCGUCGCUGAUGCCCGCACGUCGACCAUCAUUGCGGCAGCCACCGCACCAGCCGCAGCCCGUCGCCUCCUCUCUGGCGGCCCGCACAGCCGCUCAUCGGGACGCAGCGAGCCCAUCUACCUCUGCAGCGAUGUCGCAGCACGACGCGCCCGUCGUGUUUGUGGGGGUGCGACCCCUCGGUCGUGGUCGAUAUCGGUUCGACCCGUACCGCGUGGCGCUCUCGGAGGUGGAUGUGGAGGACACCGCUCUGCUGUUCCGCCCGCAGCAGCUUUCCUCGGGGUCAAAGCAUUCCGAUUCUGAUGGGCAGCGGUCGUUAGGGCAAUGGGGCUAG
Leptomonas pyrrhocoris is the source of this 1232-nucleotide messenger RNA. Its product is annotated as putative pumilio protein. The transcript has a single exon. Gene Ontology annotation, molecular function: mRNA binding. The coding region runs from base 138 to 1232 and encodes 364 amino acids. The record is from RefSeq and is a predicted model, not a curated record. Gene Ontology annotation, cellular component: cytoplasm. Gene Ontology annotation, biological process: post-transcriptional regulation of gene expression. Lineage: Eukaryota; Euglenozoa; Kinetoplastea; Trypanosomatida; Trypanosomatidae.